Messenger RNA from Ostrea edulis (European flat oyster), 1821 nucleotides. Its product is annotated as protein FAM50A-like. The record is from RefSeq and is a predicted model, not a curated record. Bases 499 to 1506 code for a protein of 335 amino acids. Gene Ontology annotation, biological process: chromatin organization. Lineage: Eukaryota; Metazoa; Mollusca; Bivalvia; Ostreida; Ostreidae. The transcript has 6 exons. Gene Ontology annotation, cellular component: nucleus.
UUAACGGGAGGAUAUUUCAUUCAAAUGGAGAUGUCACCAAUACCGGUGAAGGGCUUCAAAUUUAUGAAUAAUUGAUUUGUUUUAUAACAGAUUGAUAAUUUGUUGUAACAAAUUGCAUGAUGAUUUGUUAUAUUCCAAAUUGAUAAUUUGUUAUAAUUCAGAUUAAUGAUUAUAUAUAUUAUUUUACACAACAAAUCAUAUGAAUCUGUUUAUAACAAAUUAUUAAUUUCUUAUAACAAUGAAACGAAAAAGAAUACUGCUGCCGGCCCUAAAUAUUUCCGUAUGUUCACGAAAUCAUGUAAUCCCUUCUGGGUGCUGAGAUUUUUAAACGUGCGCAUGCGCAAAGUUUGGCGGCUGAAGAGAAAAGGUGCAAGAAACGUGUUGGAGAAAGAAAGAAAGAAUUGUGAUAUCAUUAAUUAGCAGUCAAGCAGUGAUCGAGGAUAUAUUUAAGAGCUGUAUAAAAGUUAACGUGAUUCCCCUUUGAGGACUUAAAGAAGGAUGGCGCAUUACAAGGGUGCAGCAUCGGAGGGUGGAAGAGCCCAAAUUCUGUUGAAGAAACGUCAGAAAGAGCAGGAAGAGAUUGAAACCAGAAAACGCAAAAUAGAAGAGGAACUGAAGAUCGGAAGCAUCCAGAACAAGUUUGCUUCUCAUUAUGAUGCAGUGGAGCAACAGCUCAAGUCCAACACAAUAGGUCUUGUAACACUGGAUGAAAUGAAAGCAAAACAGGAGGACGUAAUUAAAAAGAGACAGUCACAGUUAGCCAAGAAAGACGCAGAAGCGAGACUCAUAGAGAAAGAAAGACAGAGAAAAAAGAAGAAAGAACAACAAAAGAUUGCUAGUCUCUCUUUUGACCCAGAUGAAGAGGAAGACAUUGAAGAGUCCGAUGAAGAGGAAGUCGAAGAAACAGGAAAGAAAAGAAGACUUGGUAAAAAUCCAGAUGUUGAUACGAGCUUCCUUCCAGACCGAGACAGAGAGGAAGAGGAAAACAAACUCAGGGAGCAACUUCGCCAGGAGUGGGAAAAGAGACAGGAGAGGAUGAAGAAUGAGGAAAUCGACAUCACGUACAGUUACUGGGACGGCUCGGGUCACAGGCGACAGGCACGAAUGAAGAAGGGCAACAGCAUUCAACAGUUCUUACAAAAAUGUCUGGAGAGUUUGCGACGAGAAUUUAACGACCUGAAAGUUGUCUCUGUCGACCAAUUAAUGUAUGUGAAAGAGGAUUUGAUUAUCGCCCACCAUUACACGUUUUAUGAUUUCAUUGUCACCAAGGCUCGAGGUAAAAGUGGCCCUCUGUUCAGUUUCGAUGUUCACGAUGAUGUGAGAUUGGUUAGUGAUGCCUCUGUGGAAAAAGACGAAUCGCAUGCCGGGAAGGUGUGUUUAAGAUCUUGGUAUGAGCGGAACAAGCACAUAUUUCCAGCAAGUAGAUGGGAACCAUAUGAUCCGGAGAAAAAGUGGGACGAGUACACAGUGUCAGACAAAAACGCAGCCAAAAUAACCGUUAAGUGACAGCUUUUAUAACGGUUGUAUAGUACAGUAAAUGUGAUGUUAUUCAUAAGAAGGAUCGGAAAUAAAGAACAGGGUGUAUUGUGCAGUCUCAUGACACAAAAAAUCUUAAAUUGAUUUUAUCUGAAUCAGUUGAAAAGUAUGAUUCUGGAUUUUAUUGAAACUGUAUUCCUUUUAAGAACUUGUGAAUACAGCAACAUCCAUUACCAUGAAAGAUUGGGAUUUAUGUUCCAAAUUAUUUAGUAUUGUCAUGUUUUCAGUACAAUAUAAAAUGUGUUUCAUUUGUCAUGAUUUUAAAUACAUGUAUAUCUAUGAAAA